AGAAGCUCCGUGGAAAUAUCCCGUGCAAAAGACCCUUAAAUGAUAUGCUUGAUUCCGAAAGGGGCUUUUGCUUCUAACAAUGCUGCAAAGGGUAUUGAUCUAAGAUCUGACGACCGAUGGUCCGAUGCAUCUCAUUGACGAAUCAUAACGUCCCUCUGACGGUAUUUGCCAAUCCCAGUAUGGUGGCAUUUUAACCCCGUGGUACAAAAAGAAGGCCAUGGAGGUUUAUGAUGGCGAGGCUUUUCAUCCACAAUCGAAUAUAUAAGGAACCCAUACCUCUGCAGCAAUAUUUACUGGAGUUCGAUAAAGACAAACAUCCUGUACAACUACACAGCCAACACUAAACUCUAUCAUAAGAGAAUUUCUAUUUAAGAUGGCUGUUUCCUACGAAGUUGCGCAAAAAAUCAUCAACAAAAAGCACCUAUACUGCCGACUUGUCGAUACCGACCAAUUCCAAAAGCUCCAAGAAGAGGUUACCCUACCCGACGCAACCUUCACCUUUUACUCAGAUGGCAAAAUUAUAAAUGACAAAGGAGUCGAGUUUAACUGGUCGUCGGCUGCAGAAUGGGCGAAGUACUUCGAAAACAGACUUAAGAACUCACAAGUAAUCCACCAUAUCGCACCGCCGCAUCUGGAGCAGAUCAGCCCCGACGAGGUUAAAGCAGUAUUCGGCGUUCAAUAUGCCUCCGGUCCAAAGGAUUCGCUCACUGAAGGACACGACAAUGGUGGAGGCUAUUACCACGAACGCUAUGUGCGGAAAGGUGACGACUGGUUUCUCAAGGAGAUGAAGAUGCACAACACGUAUGCCAGAGUAGGGUAAUUCUAAAUGUAUAAUAUGGAAAUAUUCUACUGGGCGAUAAGCUUUGUCAAAAAGCAGGCCAACCUUCUGGGAUGGUUGAUAGAUGAAAUCAUAAUAUUAACCCUAACCCUGGUGUUAUCGACAUUAGGUACCUAGAUGAUUGGCUGUCAGUAAGGGAUAUAAGGGAUAUAACACCAGGAAUUAGAUGACAAAGUAAAUAGAAGUUCCCAGCUACUUUACCAGAUUUAGGUAUAGAGGUGCAAGCAUGGAAAUGUUGACAAGACUCAAGAUACCGGUGAUGUAUACAGCUGAAACUAGAC
Daldinia loculata is the source of this 1119-nucleotide messenger RNA. RefSeq lists its product as uncharacterized. The record is from RefSeq and is a predicted model, not a curated record. Bases 374 to 820 code for a protein of 148 amino acids. NCBI's taxonomy places the organism in Eukaryota, Fungi, Ascomycota, Sordariomycetes, Xylariales, Hypoxylaceae. The transcript has a single exon.